AUGCCAAGUACAGAAAAAGGUUAUUUUAUUAUCGAUGUUUUAAAUUAAUCGUUGAGUGGGAAGAAAUACGGUUCUUGCAAACUUUAAGCUUAUAGGAGUCCAAGCAAACAGCAAUUUAUUGAGUAAAAUGGAGGGAACAGCCAUAAUCAGCUGUAGCAUUAUAUAUGCGUGGAUAAAGAUGAAUCAUUUAAGAUUUAAGUAGGCGCUAUUGACUAGAGUGACAAGCACACUUAUGGAGCUGUGCUAUUCCUCGAUGGACAAAGAGUGCACGGCAAAAAAACAUUUGUGUCUAAGACUACAUUUCAUGGCUUCAAAUUGGGAAAUGGUCAAUUUAGAGAGUUUAUAUUUUCGACACCUAAGAUUGCAGGUAUGUCUGAUCCUGAUGACGAUAAUGACAAAUAAUAAAAUUAGAAAUAGAGACUUUAACCUGGUUCUGGAGAUUAAAAUUUUUAGGCUAAAGAAGAGUAGCUGGAUUAAAAGCAUAAGGGCAAGAAAGGGACUAUAAUCAUCGAGUUUUAUAAAACAGAGUAAUUUGAAAGGCCAAACAAGCAGUUCAGAGUGCACACUAAGUAAUACGAAUAGCAUUUUAUAGAGGAUGCAAAUAAAAAGUCUUCAUUUGCAGAUAUAGUAAGAAUCAAGCAAGGAGGAGUGUUCAGCUUGGCUAAAAAUUUUGACUAAAAUCGAGCAAAUGGAGGAGGACAACAUAGCAGUAACAAUCAUAGUAAUAACAAUAGGUACUAAGGAGGUGGAAACAAUUACAAUAGCAGUAGCAAUAAUAGAAAUGGAAGUGGUGGUGGAAGUUAUGGCCAUAAUUCACAUGAUUAGAGGAGACGUGAUGAUAAAUAUCAAGACAAAAGGUAGCAUUAUGAUUAGAGAAACGGAAGGACAAUGGACCUGUCGAAUCGCGGCAAUCAUGAUCCAAGAAGACCCAUUCCUGGCGGCACAGUGACUGAAAAUGGGAUGAUCAUAGAUUAUCGAGUUAAUUACGACGAGUUAGUAGACUCAAUCAUAAUCAACUAUGCAGAUUGGUCUUAUUUGCAAUAUAUGACGACUGGCUUCAAAAUCAGUGAUUAUUUUGACUUUAAGGAGAACGAGAUGAAGACCUUCCUAGAAAUGAAGAAUAAUAUGUUUUCUAUUGAUUCCAAAGGCUAUGCUAGGGUGAGAGAUGAUUAUAACGAGAAUGAGGAUUAGUCUAAUAGCAGCAAUAGGAAAUAGAAGUAAGCUAAUGGUGAUGCUAAUGGAUAAAGAAAUGCCGCUUCUAAACAGCCGGUGGUUAUUAGUAUUGAUUGA
Messenger RNA from Stylonychia lemnae, 1290 nucleotides. NCBI's taxonomy places the organism in Eukaryota, Ciliophora, Spirotrichea, Sporadotrichida, Oxytrichidae. The record is from the annotation of a GenBank genome assembly.